Molecule: messenger RNA, 8064 nt
Organism: Danio aesculapii
Lineage: Eukaryota; Metazoa; Chordata; Actinopteri; Cypriniformes; Danionidae
Gene: srgap2
Product: SLIT-ROBO Rho GTPase activating protein 2
Exons: 23
Coding region: 464-3766 (1100 amino acids)
Biological process (GO): negative regulation of cell migration; signal transduction
Cellular component (GO): cytoplasm
Molecular function (GO): protein binding
Source: RefSeq, a predicted model, not a curated record
AGUGAAUACUAGCGUAACAGCACGUCUUGGGGGAGAAAUCUGGUAAAUGAAAGCUGUUUUUAGACAUGGAAAUCGCCUUUUAAGUGUGAUGCUGGGAAAUCCUAUCCAUGCCUUCAUCCAGCUCUGAGGAGACUCACUCACACGUCUGACCGCCGGUGGAAAGGUUGAAACUUUUGAAGACGCUGCGUGGUCGGGGGGAUCCAGUGUGAGUGAACGGUGGGAUGAAACUCUUCUUCUCUUGCUUCAUUCCUCUGCUGUCACGGACAUAUUACUCUACAUUGGAAGCCAACGGCAGCUCUUGACUAAUAAUGCGGCGUGAUUGAUCAUCGACAGGAGACAACACCACAUCCACUGCUUUCCAUUCCUACAUAUUCGCUGGAUAUCUGUAGACGAAGUGCGGGCGAAGAGGCUUUUGUUCUGCGGUGUUUCUCGCUGUGACGGGACUUAUUGUGUUUAGAUCAAUAUGACGUCUCCUGCUAAAUUCCGAAAGGACAAGGAAAUUAUAGCUGAAUAUGAAACGCAAGUUAAAGAGAUUCGAGCUCAGUUGGUGGAGCAGCUUAAGUGUUUGGACCAGCAAUGUGAGCUCCGCGUGCAGCUCCUGCAAGACCUGCAGGACUUCUUCCGCAAGAAGGCAGAGAUUGAGAUGGACUACUCCCGCAACCUAGAGAAACUAGCGGAGAGGUUCCUGGCAAAGACACGCUACACAAAAGACCCCCAGUUCAAAAAAGAGCAGAAUAUCUUGUCUCCUGUCAACUGCUGGAACCUUCUCUUGGCUCAGGUGAAGAGAGAAAGUCGAGACCAUGCCACUCUCAGUGAUCUCUACCUCAACAACAUCAUCCCACGCUUCGCCCAGAUCAGCGAAGACUCAGGACGCCUCUUUAAAAAGAGCAAAGAGGUGGGCCUCCAGCUGCAGGAGGAUCUGAUGAAAGUCCUCAAUGAGUUGUACACGGUGAUGAAGACUUAUCACAUGUACAACAUGGAUAGCAUCAACGCAGAGAGCAAGCUGAAGGAGGCGGAGAAGCAGGAGGAGAAACAGAUGAGCCGCAGCGUCCGGCAUGAAGAUAGACAGACCCCUCGCUCACCUGACUCUCUCACCAACAUCAAGAUCGAGGAUAAACACGUGCGCCGCAGCUCCGUCAAAAAGAUUGAGAAGAUGAAGGAGAAGCGGCAGGCCAAAUACACUGAGAACAAGCUGAAAGCCAUCAAGGCCAGGAAUGAGUAUCUUCUGGCUCUGGAGGCCACAAACAGCUGCGUCUUCAAAUACUACAUCCAUGAUCUGUCUGACCUCAUCGAUUGCUGUGAUCUGGGCUACCAUGCCAGCCUGAACCGUGCACUGCGUACCUACCUCUCGGCUGAGUUUAACGUGGAGACGUCCAAACACGGGGGUCUGGAAACCAUUGAGAACGCAGCAGAAAACCUGGAGGCCAACUCAGACAAACAGCGGCUCAUGGAGACCUACAACAAUGUCUUCUGUCCUCCGAUGCGCUUCGAUUUCCAGUCUCACAUGGGCGACAUGGUUGGACAUUUGUGUGCCCAGCAGCCUGUGCAGGGAGAGCUGAUCCAGAGAUGCCAGCAGCUUCAGUCUCGUCUGUCCACACUAAAUAUAGAGAAUGAAGAGGUUAAAAAGACCAUGGAGGCCACUUUACAGACCAUCCAGGACAUGGUGACCAUAGAGGACUUCGAUGUGACCGACUGCUUCCACCACAGCAACUCAAUGGAGUCGGUCAAGUCCACAGUGUCUGAAUCUUUCAUGAGCAAACCCAGCCUGGCCAAGAGACGAGCCAACCAGCAGGAGACCGAACAGUUCUACUUCACGAAACUGAAGGAGUUUUUGGAGGGCAGGAACCUCAUCACCAAACUGCAGGCUAAACAUGACCUGAUCCAAAAGACUUUGGGAGAAAGUCAGAAGACGGACUACUGCCUUGCCAGUGGACGGAGGGACUCUACUGUGCGGAAACAGGAGGCCAUCCAAAUCAUUCCCCUGAUGGUGGAGAGUUGUAUUCGCUUCAUCAGUCGACACGGUCUCCAUCACGAGGGGAUAUUCAGGGUCUCUGGCUCCCAGGUGGAGGUCAAUGACAUUAAAAACGCCUUUGAAAGAGGUGAGGAUCCGCUGGCUGGAGAUCAGAACGAUCACGAUAUGGACUCCAUUGCUGGAGUGUUGAAGCUCUACUUCAGAGGCCUGGAAAACGCCCUGUUUCCUAAAGAAGUCUUCCAUGACCUCAUGUCCUGUGUCUCCAUGGAGAGCCUCCAGGAAAGAGCUGUGCACAUCCGAAAAGUCCUGCUGUCGCUGCCCAGCAACACCCUGGUUAUCAUGAGAUACCUGUUCGCUUUUCUCUAUCAUCUGUCUCAGUACAGUGACGACAACAUGAUGGACCCCUACAACCUGGCUAUCUGCUUCGGCCCCACACUCAUGUCUGUUCCUGAGGGCCACGAUCAGGUCUCCUGCCAGGCACAUGUGAACGAGCUCAUCAAAACCAUUAUUAUUCAUCACGAGAGCAUCUUUCCAGGGCCUCGUGAGCUGGAGGGCCCCGUCUACGACCGUGGAGGAGUCCCUCAGGAAUACUGUGAUAAUCCACACAUUGAGCCCCCUCUAGUGGACGAACCUGCUCCUGACACGGGCUCUGUAAUCCACAACAGUGAUGACGUAAAGUCAGGGCCAUUGACCGUUUCAGAGUCGGACCCCAUCGAGGCCAUUGCUCGCUUUGAUUAUUCUGGACGCACCAACCGUGAGCUGAGCUUCAAGAAGGGGGCAUCUCUGCUGCUGUACCACCGUGCAUCUGACGACUGGUGGGAGGGACGACACAACGGCACUGAGGGUCUCGUGCCGCACCAGUACAUAGUAGUGCAGGACAUGCCGGAUGGAUAUGCAGGCAGAGGAAGUCCUAAAGCUGACCUUGAAGGAUCCCAUGAUUCAGGGGAAGAGAAGGUUUCCACCAGAGCCAGCGCCAGCUCACCCACUGGAGGUCAUGUGGCUGAUAUCUAUCUAGCCAACCUCAACAAGUUGAGGAAACGUCCAGAAGCAACAAGCAUCCGGAGAACCAUCCGGCCUGUGGAGGAGGGCUCACCUGGAGCAGCGGGGGGCUUAAAGACCUCCUCUAUGCCUGCUGGAGGACUGGCCAAGGACAGCUCAGACAAGCGUCCCGUCAGCGCUCACAGCGUCCUGAACUCCAUCACCAGACACUCCUCUCUCAAGACUAAAGUAGAGGGUCCUCAGGUGCGCAAAUCCACACCUACUGGACGAUCCAAGAGCUUCAGCAACCACAGACCCCUCGACCCAGAGGUGAUCGCGCAGGUGGAGCACAGCUCACAGGACAUCGAGGCCACUAUGAACACGGCUCUGAGUGAGCUGCGAGAGCUGGAGAGGCAGAGCAACGUCAAACACGCUCCAGACGUGGUUCUCGACACACUGGAGCAGCUCAAAAGCGGCGGGACGUCUGAACCGUCUAGCCCUCUCCAUUCCCGCCUGCUUCGCGAAGCCGAAUCCUCCCAGCAUCCUCUUCAGCGCAGCGCCAGUUCAGCCAGCGACAUGCCCUCCACCUUCCGCCCCGGCAAAACCACAGGCCCCAAGAGCCCUCUGUCCUCCAUGACCACCCCUUCCGGCUCCACAUUCAGAGAUAACAAACCUCCAGCCACCAGACCCAAGCCUGUGGUGUUCCCCAAAAGCAGUUCAGCCGGAGGAAGUCCGGCUAUGGGAUCUCCAACCACCACCAUCCCACCAACACCACCACCUCCACCACCACCCACCGACAAAUCCUGCCCCGUCUGAGGGUUUCCUAGUAAACAAACCAGAGGAUCGUUUAGAUUUGAGUGAGCGAGUGAGUGUUUAAUAUACACAGGAUGAUUUUACAGCAGUUUUUAGUUUGGAUUGAGACUCGGACAUCAGCCGGAUCUUCUUUUCUAAUCCCAGUUUAGAGCUUUGGAGUUAUUUUCUGUCUAUACAGACUCGUUUUAAUGGGAAAAGAACUUCUUUUGAGGUCAGACGAACUAUUCGAGGAUACAUUUUCACCUCAGACUUUAGUGCAAAUUGAAGCAGGUUGAAUUGAAACACUUUUUUUUUCCUCCUGAUAUAAAUCCGCCACUCAAAUGCAAUGACAUUUCUGGCUCGAUCCAUUCCGUCAGAUUCUACAAAUACAAUAAUCACUAGUUAUAGUUCAUAAUUCACCAUAUAACCUACACUGGCACUCUUGUUAGCCAACCAAACUAUAAACGUGACAAAUAAACACGUUUGCAUGAAGAUCCACAAGAUUUUUUGCAUGAUGAACGCGGCUUCCCAAACCAUUGGAUUCAUCAUCGAUAUUCCGUAAAUGCUCCAAAGCACUUCCGAAUUCAUUCACAGUCUGAGAUGUCAUUUUAUUCUACUAUUAUAAUAUCAGCGGGCACAUAAAAAGAGGGUGUUGUUUUGUAUAAGUCUAAUAAUCGUGAUUAUAACUGGAAACAAGUAUCUAAAAAUGAGGAAUGUCAAGCAAGCACAUUAUUUCUUCAUCGGCCCGUGUGUAAAAAAAAAAAAAAAGAAAAAACUAAAUAACAAGAAAAAUAACUCUCCCUAGGUCAUUACUCACCUCUGGGUCUGUAUCAUGGUAUCUAUGUAUUAGUAUGUGUGUUUACGUACAGUAUGUAUAUAAUGACUCUUCGUAGCAGCCUGACAGCAGUUCUUUUUUUAUUUGAUCAGAUUUACAAUGCAAAAAAAAAGGGAAAAACUAAAAGGGGACACAUGCAAAAAUGGAGCUCGCUUUCCUCUGUUUGUUUUGAGAAAGAUUAAGUGUACAAAAAGCCUCCUUAAAGAGAUAGUGCGCCCAAAAAUGAUGAUCUGCAGUUAAUUGACUCAUCCUAAGGCGAUAUUUGACUGUGUGAUGUAGAUGAAGGUCACUUUAUUUCUUUAGUGGUACAUUAGAAAUGAGUUUUAACUCAAAUUGUGGUCUUUAAUUAUACUUUGAGAGUCAAAAAACAACAUAAAGGCAGCACAAAAUUACUCCACAUGACGUACACUGGGAUUUAAUGAAGCAAAACAAUCGAUCUGUGUAUGAAACUGAAUAUUAUGUACAUUACCAUCAUUGAUCCUCACAGACUGAUCAUUUCGGAUUAGAAAACAUCAGUGUAUCAUCCAGCCUGAUCUCACGAGAAAACGUAAGUAUUUUACGUUUUGUCAGUUUAGGGGCUAAUUCGUACGAAUUCGUACGAGUUCAGUCGUACGAAAUUGUACGAUUUUAAAAAGGAGGCGUGGCACCCAACACCACCCCUAAACCCAACCGUCAUUGGGGGAUGAGCAAAUCCUACGAAAAUGUACGAAUUAGAUCGUACGAAUUCAUACGAAUUAGCCACUAAAUCAAAAAGUUACGAAUUGCCGUGUUGGAAUCAUCAUCAUGUAUUAAGUUUGUGUUGCCUCCAUUUGUUUUUAUUUUAUUUUUACUAAUAUUUUGAAAGUCAAAAAUCAACAUAAAGGCAAAACCAAAUUACUCCACAUGAUGUACGUUUUGAUUUAAUGAAGCAAAACCAUCAAUCUGUGCAUGAAUCUGAAUAUAUUAUGUUUGUGUUGCCUCCAUUUGUUUUUAUUUUAUUUUUUACUAUUGUUUUGAAAGUCAAAAAAACUACAUAAAGGCAACACAAAAUUACUCCACAUGACCUACAUUGGGAUUUAAUGAAGCAGAACAAUCGAUCUGUGCAUGAAUCUGAAUAUUAUGUACAUUAUUAUCAUUGAUCCUCACAGACUGAUCGUUUCAGAUGAUAAAACAUCAGUGUAUUAGCAUGUAUUAAGCUUGUGUUGCCUCCAUUUGUUUUUAUUUUAUAUUAUUUUUUACUUUUAUUUUGAAAGUCAAAAAACAUAAAUGCAGCUCAAAAUUACUCCACAUGACCUACAUUGGGAUUCAAUGAAGCAAAACAAUCAAUCUGUGUAUGAAUCUGAAUAUUAUAUUCAUUAUUAUCAUUGAUCCUCACAGACUGAUCGUUUUGGAUUAUAAACCAUCAGUGUAUCAGCAUGUAUUAAGCUUGUGUUGUCUUCAUUUGUUUUUAUUUUAUUGUACUUUUAUUAUGAAAUUCGAAAAACAUAAAGGCAACACAAAAUUACUCCACAUGAUGUACAUUGGGAUUUAAUGAAGCAGAACAAUCAAUCUGUGCAUGAAUCUGAAUAUUAUGUACAUUAUUAUCAUUGAUCCUCACAGACUGAUCGUUUCAGAUUAUAAAACAUCAGUGUAUCAGCAUGUAUUAAGCUUGUGUUGCCUUCAUUUGUUUUACUUUUAUUUUACUUUUAUUUUGAAAUUCGAAAAACAUAAAGGCAACACAAAAUUACUCCACAUGACGUACGUUGUGAUUUAAUGAAGCGAAACAAUUGAUCUGUGCAUGAAUCUGAGUAUUAUGUACAUCAGAGGUGCUCAACCCUGUUCCUGGAGAUAUACCUUCCUGCAGAUUUCAGUUGCCUUUGUCAAACACACCUGUCUGUAAUUAUCAAGUGCCGGUUCUAAUUAAUUGGUUCAGGUGUGUUUGAUCAGGGUUGGAGCUGAACUCUGUAGGAAGGUAGCUCCCCAGGAACAGGGUUGAGCACCCCUGAUGUACAUUAUUACCAUGUAUCUUCACAGUCUGAUUGUUUUGGAUAAUAAAACAUCAGUAUUUCAUCAUUUAUUAAGUUUGAAAGUCAAAAAAUAAACAAUAAAAUACAGGCAACACCAGAUUUCUAAACUUGACUUCAGACAGUGCAUUGAGAUUCCAUCUGAAAACGAUUGAUCUGAAUAUGAAUAUCAUAAAUAUUAUUACCUUUGAUCCACAGACUGAUCGUUCCAGUCCAUAUAACAUCAGUGUAUCAUCAUCAUGUAUUGAUUUCGUGUUGCCUGUAUGUGUUUUUCUAUUGUUUUUGACUCUAAAAGUACUAUUAGCUUUUUAAUUGUCUUUUAUGAACCAUCAAGGCCACUGAUUGAACUGAAGGUCUUGGUUAAUGUACAGUCUGAGGGUGAGUAAAUUAAACAGCAUCUCCUUUCAUUUUUGAUCGAACUCAUCCUUUAACGUCUGACAAUCUUUAUAAGAUGCCUGUCCAAAGAGCUAAAUGCCCCUCACAGGGUCUGCGUGAUUUUAUUGCCUUCGACAGAACGGAUCAGACGAGUGUGUGUUUUCCCAUAGCGAGGCCUUAUUAUGCAUGAAAACAAGUUUGUGAACGUAGACAACAACUAACUGCGACUAAUGGAAAAUAUCUGUGGAUAGACUAAGAUCUUUAUGACUGAGGCAUUGUUUUGUUGAUCUCCAAGUAACGUUCCUCGUUUUCCUAUUGUGUUUUCUGAAUGUGCCGUCAUGUUCUGAACGUCUUCACAGGUGUUUACAUUUGUUCACGUGUAAAUGAUUGGAGGUUUUGCGCGCGCGUGUGUGUGUUGUUCCUGAUACCUCAUAAAGGCAACUGGAAACUGUCUUAUUGGAGUUUUUGUGAGCAGGACUUUUACAUGCAAAUGACAGCAGGUCAUGCUUAAUGUGUAAAUGUCAAUAGUAUGCUGUUGGCCGAGGCCUACGUUUACACACAUGAUGUUUCCUUGAGUAAACUGAAAUCAAUCAUUAUACACUUGAAUCUGCAUUGUAUGUUUGUGAACACAUUUAAGUGAGGGUGAUUUUCUUCCUUCUUAUUUUCUUUGUAAUCAUAACUGUUAUUAAAAUGUAAUUCCUGUCCAGUUGAAGCAAGACUGUAAACUGAAUCGUCUUGUCAGAUCUAUUUAUAGUUGUCCAUUCUGAUGUCUGUUCCCACAGAAGCGUGUGUUCAGAUGCUGUUUUGUAUAUACAAUAGUGUACAUUGCAGAGGUACAUUGUUUCUUCUUCUUCUUCUUCUUCUUUUCAGUAUUUUGUUUGUGGGGGUUCUUAUUUUCUUCUGUUUUGGUACAAUAUUGUACAGUUACAGCAAUAGUAGUUCCACUCAAAUAUACAUUAUAUAAUUCCAUGUGUAGUUCUUGUAGUAAACAUUUUUAAAUAAAAAAAAUUGCUUGCUAAACGUGUAUUUGAUUGUUUCAAUUAAACAAAAACUGCAAAAUGUGAAAAUUAUCUCUUUUUUUUCAAUAUUACCAGCCUUUUUUCAUUUUAAAUAAAACAUAACUGACUAAA